CUCCAACUCAAUCUGGGCCUCUACAGUACCGUAAGAUUUCAUUAUUUCAGCGACAUUUGCGGCUUUGAGGUGUGCAACUUUCGCCUUUCAAAGGGACCAACUCCAAGCGCAUAAUAUACACCAUCUAUAUCCCUCAAAAUGUCGUUGAACGGCCCCAUCACAGAAUCGUUCCCGUCGCCCGGUAACCCCAAAUCGGCGACAGUCUCCUUCUCCAAGCACGGAUGGACGAUCAGCACGCGCAAGCUCCCAAUCUCCAAAUCCGACGCCAUCGACGCCAUGGCCGAGAAGCUGGGCAUCCCCGUGCCAGAGAUGAUCUUCGGCGACAACAUGGUGUCAGUAGAGAACGCGGAGAAGGGAUGGUGUCUCGAGUUUAACUCGUUCGAUGCAUUGGACCGGGUGGAUAAGACAGAUAAGACGAUGCUGAAGGUUGCAUACUCGCGAGAAUGGUCGGAGAGCAGGGAGAAAACACACGAGACUAUCAAAGAAGUCGUCAAGCCAUUCGACUGGUCGUACAGCACAGAUUACAAAGGCACUGUAGGCGGCGCAUCGCCUACUCCAUUCACGCCUGAGACGGAGCCGAUCCCGAUUGAGCUCUUGAAGCGCCCAGAUCCGAUAUUGCACUUUGAGGAGGUGGUGCUGUAUGAGAGCGAGCUGGACGACAAUGGGAUCUCGCUCUACUCGAUUAAGUUGAGGAUCAUGCCGGAGAGGAUGCUGAUUCUGGCGAGGAACUUUAUGAGGCUGGAUAAUGUGCUUGUGCGCAUCAGGGAUACGAGGGUCUACAUAGACUUUAAGUCCAAGAAGGUCACGAGGGAGUAUACGGCUAUGGAGGAGAAGUUUGAUGCGGUCAAAGAGGCCCUAUUAAAAACGAGGUUUCUCGACGACGUUAUAGUAGCAAUGCGCGAUCCGAACCAGAUGGCAAGUUACCUGAAGAAGGUUGACCACACCCUUGAGAGUGUUAAGCUCUCUUGAACCGAAAAGAGGGCAAAGGGGCAUAGGCGCGUUGAUAUAUGAAAGCGCGUCAGGAUAGAUUGCGGGCGUUUGAUAUCGUUGGCAUAUGCACGCAGUAUGGGUUACUGGAGAUUAGCUAGGCAUACCAUUAUUAGAAUAUUCACUAGUGGAAAUCAUGUGGAGUUCGAUAUGAGCCACCUCAGUUUUGGCUGCAGUUUACAGAAAUAAUAUCUGGCUGCAUUCGAGAUAUUUCGGUCCCAUGCGAAACUGUUCCGAGAAAUCAAACAUUC
Pseudogymnoascus destructans is the source of this 1238-nucleotide messenger RNA. RefSeq lists its product as uncharacterized. The transcript is spliced from 3 exons. Lineage: Eukaryota; Fungi; Ascomycota; Leotiomycetes; Thelebolales; Thelebolaceae. The record is from RefSeq and is a predicted model, not a curated record. Gene Ontology annotation, cellular component: cytosol. The coding region runs from base 139 to 969 and encodes 276 amino acids. Gene Ontology annotation, biological process: TOR signaling.